AUGUGUGUCGUGUUUUCCGUGACGGGCUCGGCCUCCUACACCUACUACACUAUGAUGUUGUAUACCCACAUCAGCGAGUUUCCUCUCUUCAUACGCCUCAAGUCAGUCGGGAUAUGCUCAGAUCAUACACCUCUCUAUGGCGCGUCCAUGUUUGAGCUAGGCACCGUGUGCAAGGGCAGGAUGGCGACGAUGCAGCCCUUCAGAGUUACUUCAGUCCUGCGAUAG
This is a messenger RNA of Sparassis crispa, 225 nucleotides long. RefSeq lists its product as hypothetical. NCBI's taxonomy places the organism in Eukaryota, Fungi, Basidiomycota, Agaricomycetes, Polyporales, Sparassidaceae. The record is from RefSeq and is a predicted model, not a curated record. The coding region runs from base 1 to 225 and encodes 74 amino acids. The transcript has 2 exons.